GCCUAAAUUAAAACCGAAGCCCUCUCGAACAAAACGACGGUUUUUAUGCCUACAAAAGAUGGAGCUGCGACCUCUUAUCAUGUGCUUUGCACUCUGCGCUGUCUAUGCAACCAGUAAACCCACUGAGAAGAAGGACCGGGUUCACCAUGAUGAACCACUCAGUAACCGAGACCACGAUGACUCGGAGAACUUUGAUUAUGAUCACGAAGCCUUCCUGGGACAAGAUGAGGCGAAGACCUUCGACCAGCUCACUCCAGAGGAGAGCAAGGAGAGGCUGGGUAUGUUGGUAGAACGUAUAGAUGAGGAUAAAGAUGGUUAUGUGACUGUGGAGGAAAUGAAGACGUGGAUUAAGCAUGCUCAGAAGAAAUGGAUCUAUGAUGACGUGGACCGGCAGUGGAAAGGUCAUGACCUGAAUGGGGAUGGAAUGGUGUCCUGGGAGGAGUAUAAAAAUGCCACAUACGGAUACAUUCUUGAUGACCCUGACCCUGAAGAUGGCUUCAGCUAUAGACAGAUGAUGGCCCGUGAUGAAAGGAGGUUCAAAAUGGCUGACCUGGACUCAGACAUGAAAGCCAACAAGGAAGAGUUCACAGCAUUCCUUCACCCCGAGGAGUAUGACCACAUGAAAGACAUUGUAGUGCUGGAAACUAUGGAAGACAUCGAUAAGAAUGGAGAUGGUUUAAUCGACCUGGAUGAAUACAUAGGUGAUAUGUACAACCAGGAGGGGGAUCCCACCGAACCUGAGUGGGUGAAGACCGAGAGGGAGCAGUUCACAGAAUUCAGAGACAAAAACAAAGAUGGGAAGAUGGACAAAGACGAAACCAGAGAUUGGAUUCUGCCCAGCCACUAUGACCAUGCAGAGGCUGAGGCAAAGCAUCUGGUCUACGAGUCAGAUGAAGACAAAGACGGCCGUCUAACUAAGAUGGAAAUUGUGGAGAAGUACGACCUAUUUGUGGGCAGCCAGGCAACUGACUUCGGAGAGGCCCUCGCGCGACACGAUGAGUUCUAACGUUGACAUGACCGAAAGACUUUGCACAUCUCCAGUGCCACCCAGCUCUCAGUGGGGACUGGGUGUGUUUCAAGUGAGAUGAGCCAAACCGCUCCAAUGCCACGGACAAUAAUUUAUUUGAUAUCUUGAAUGUGUCCUAUUGAACACACUUGCAUUCUCAGUAAUGUAUGUACGUGUGUGACCAAUGUGUUUUUAACCUCAGUAGAACAUAAGUUUUGGAUACAUGGCCAGCUUCUACUCUGCUCCCAUCACUACCCUCGCCUCUCCUGGGUAAACAGUGUUAACUAAGGGGUAAACAGUGUUAACUAAACCUAUAUGGAGGGG
Lampris incognitus (smalleye Pacific opah) is the source of this 1330-nucleotide messenger RNA. RefSeq names its product calumenin b (gene calub). The coding region runs from base 59 to 1006 and encodes 315 amino acids. NCBI's taxonomy places the organism in Eukaryota, Metazoa, Chordata, Actinopteri, Lampriformes, Lampridae. Gene Ontology annotation, molecular function: calcium ion binding. Gene Ontology annotation, cellular component: endoplasmic reticulum. The transcript is spliced from 7 exons. The record is from RefSeq and is a predicted model, not a curated record.